Messenger RNA from Melozone crissalis (California towhee), 780 nucleotides. RefSeq names its product ER membrane protein complex subunit 8 (gene EMC8). The record is from RefSeq and is a predicted model, not a curated record. The transcript is spliced from 5 exons. Lineage: Eukaryota; Metazoa; Chordata; Aves; Passeriformes; Passerellidae. The coding region runs from base 44 to 643 and encodes 199 amino acids. Gene Ontology annotation, cellular component: EMC complex.
CACCGGGCCGUACCGGGCCGAACCGGGGCCGGGGCUCGGCACCAUGAAGCUGACCACCCAGGCUUACUGCAAGAUGGUGCUCCACGGCGCCAAGUACCCGCACUGCGCCGUCAAUGGGCUGCUGGUGGCCGAGCGACCGCCGGCGCCGCGGCCGGCGCAGCCCGCGCUGUUCGUGGAUUGCAUCCCGCUCUUCCACGGCACGCUGGCGCUCGCUCCCAUGCUGGAGGUGGCCCUGACCCUGAUUGAUUCCUGGUGCAAGGAGAACAGCUACGUGAUAGCUGGAUAUUACCAGGCGAACGAACGCGUGAAAGAUGCCAGCCCAAACCAGGUUGCAGAGAAAGUGGCCUCCCGGAUUGCCGAGGGUUUCACGGACACGGCGCUCAUCAUGGUUGACAACACCAAGUUCACCAUGGAGUGUGUGGAGCCUGCCAUCCACGUGUACGAGCUGCACGAGAACAAGUGGAGGUGCAAGGACCCCCACGUUGACUUCUGUGAAGACUGGACCGAAGCCCAGCGCAUCGCUGCCUCCCUGCUGGACAGCAAAUCCUACGAGACCCUGGUGGAUUUCGAUAAUCACCUGGACGACAUCCGCAACGACUGGACAAACCCCGAGAUCAACAAAGCUGUGCUGCACCUGUGCUAGGAGGGAUCCUCCUGACUAAUCCAUGGGCAUUCCCACUCUGUACUGAAGAGAGAAAAACGCUAUUUUUGAAUGUAAAUAGAAUUCAUAUUCAGUACCUUGUGUGGAAAGCUGACUGAUUAAAGGGGAGAGGCGUGUCC